Molecule: messenger RNA, 276 nt
Organism: Zasmidium cellare ATCC 36951
Lineage: Eukaryota; Fungi; Ascomycota; Dothideomycetes; Mycosphaerellales; Mycosphaerellaceae
Exons: 2
Coding region: 1-276 (91 amino acids)
Source: RefSeq, a predicted model, not a curated record
AUGAAGGCAUCGAUCAUUAUCAGCGCAGCUUGCAUGCUGGCUUUGUCCGCCGCUGCGCCAGUCUUUGAAAAGCGCAGCGACGCUUUCUAUGUGCCCCCGAGCGUCGAUGGCAAGGAAGCCCAGAAGCGUGAUCCGGGGAAUUCGUUCUAUGGCAAAGAGGCAGAGAAGCGUGAUCCGAAUCCGUUUUAUGGCAAAGAGGCAGAGAAACGCGAUCCCUCGAAUUCGUUCUAUGUGCCUCCAUCCGUCGAUGGCAAGGAGGCCGUUGAAGUGUUGUAG